AUGGCUUCCACUAUCCUCUUUGACCCACCCAAGGCGGUGGUCUCCCAACUUAAUCGCUCCACAAAAUCGGAUCCUCGCCCAAUAGUCGUGAUGACUUGUGGGCUCGCAGGAUCUGGCAAAUCUACUCUUUCCAAAUGGAUUAUUUCCAACUACCAGUCCUUCCAACGCCUUUCAAUCGACGCUUGGAUUUACAAAAAUUAUGGUCUCUGGGGCAAGGAUUACCCUGCCGAAAAGUACAGCGCCUAUCAAGACGAAGCAGAAGCUGCGCUACGAUCUGAGUUUAUUUUCUUACUUCGAGAAGGAAAUCAUAACGUGGUACUAGACUUUUCUUUUGCGUUCCGCGAAACUCGAGACGAAUGGAAACAUAUCGCCGAGUCGAAUGGGGCUCGCUGGGUUCUAUUUUAUCUUGAUGUUGAAGCUGAUGAGUUGCGCCGACGAGUGAGGGCCAGGAACUCGUUGGAGAUGAAAGACGGCGAUUCGGCCUUCUUUGUAACGGAGAAGAUACUUGAAGGGUACCUUACAGGAUUUGAGAGGCCGGAUGGAGAAGGCGAAAUUGUUCUGAGAGAAGGAAAGUCUAACUAG
This is a messenger RNA of Penicillium manginii, 582 nucleotides long. RefSeq names its product P-loop nucleotide/nucleoside kinase family protein. Bases 1 to 582 code for a protein of 193 amino acids. The transcript has 2 exons. Lineage: Eukaryota; Fungi; Ascomycota; Eurotiomycetes; Eurotiales; Aspergillaceae. The record is from RefSeq and is a predicted model, not a curated record.